AUGGCACCAUCUAUUCCUCGAGUCUGGUUGAUUACCGGGUCUUCUAGCGGAUUCGGCAGGGCGAUGGUGGAAGAGGUCCUGCGUAACGGCGAGAUUGCAGUCGCAACGCUGCGCAAGCCCUCAGUCCUUGAUGGCCUCGCAGCCCAAUAUCCGCGCACCCAGCUCCUAAUACUCCCACUGGACGUGACGAACGAGGCGCAGGUCAAAUCUGUCUUCGUACAGGCCAAGGAUGCCUUUGGGCACGUCGACGUCGUGUAUAACAACGCAGGGCAGGUGUUAUAUCAGGAGGUGGAGGGGAUGCCAUUGGACCGUGCCAAGGCGCUGAUGGAUGUCAACUUCUGGGGCGCGGUAACGGUAAGCUUUGAGGCCAUUAGAUUCUUUAGAGAAGCGAAUCCGAAGGGUGCUGGGGGGGUGCUCGUCCAAGUAUCGAGCAUGACAGCAACUACCGCGAUCCCGCUGGUCGGGUUCUAUAACUGCACGAAAGCAGCCUUGGAUUCGUUCACCGAGGUCCUGGCACAGGAAGUCCUUCCCGCUUGGAACAUUCGUUUCGUAAAUGUCCACCCAGGUUGGACGCGCACACCCAUUUCAUCAAGUGAGAUGCUUGAGCCUCCAGCAGUGUACGCAUCGGAACCAGCAGCCGUAACAACGAAGAUGCGUGCUGGGUUUGAUGCGUUCAUCGGGAGCGAUGCGCUUGCUGCCGUUGAGGUUGUGACAAAACGCAUUUGGUCGGUGACACGGAUGGACGACGAGGACCUGCGCAAGGGUAUGCAGGAGGGCAUUCCAGGCCUCGUGAACGUGCAUACGGGGAUGGACUCGCUGGGAUUUGUGCAAGCAAAGAUUGGGCGGCUGCAGGGCGAACUGAUGUGGAAUACGAAGGUUCAUUAUGAGUACUAG
Messenger RNA from Suillus clintonianus, 894 nucleotides. Its product is annotated as NAD(P)-binding protein. The record is from RefSeq and is a predicted model, not a curated record. Gene Ontology annotation, molecular function: oxidoreductase activity. The transcript is spliced from 5 exons. NCBI's taxonomy places the organism in Eukaryota, Fungi, Basidiomycota, Agaricomycetes, Boletales, Suillaceae. The coding region runs from base 1 to 894 and encodes 297 amino acids.